AUGAAAGGGUUAGGUAUUCAUACCCCUUUGGUUUCGAGGGGAAAGCCUCCUCCUUCCCCGGUAGUGGUGGAUGCGUUGCCUUCCUCUUCUCAUUUCACUAGAACCACCAUCCUAUUUCCAUUGAAAUUGCUGAAAUCAAUGCUUAGUUUAAGUAGUUGUAGUUGUACUAGUCACAUGUUUACAGCUAAUUCUAAUCCUCGAGUGAGUGACAUUAUGCCUGAAUUAUAUACAGUAAGAAGCAGACAGAAAUCAGGGUUGAGCUUUGCCUGUGGAACCAUUCGAGCCCAAGCAUCCAAUAUAAGUGGUGUUGAACCUGGAGAUUAUGGAAGCAAUGAGAAAAAUGGCCACAAUGUCUUUGAAAAUAAUGCUAUAGACGACAGUUCUUCUAAAGUUGUGAAACCUCCUGAUCAGAUCCCUUAUCCUCUAUCUAUAGCUUUUGUGCUGUUGGGAUGUGCUCUUGUCUUUUCACUAAUUGCAUUUGUCAUCAAAGGGGGACCUUCAUCAGUUCUAGCAGCACUUGCAAAAUCAGGAUUCACUGCUGCAUUUACAUUAAUAUUUGUUUCUGAGAUUGGAGAUAAGACAUUCUUUAUUGCUGCGCUCUUGGCAAUGCAAUUUGAGAAAGGAUUGGUCCUAUUGGGUUCAAUGGGUGCUCUAGGACUCAUGUCAAUCCUAUCUGUUGUAAUUGGCCGAAUCUUUCAAUCAGUGCCAGCUCAGUUUCAGACCACCUUGCCAAUUGGAGAAUAUGCAGCAGUAACUCUUCUUUUGUUCUUCGGCCUAAAAUCAAUAAAAGAUGCAUGGGAUCUUCCAUCAGAUGUGGUUAAGAAGGGUGAUAACAGCAGUCCCGAACUUGAUGAACUUGCUGAAGCAGAGGAGCUUGUGAAAGAGAAGGUGUCAAAACGACUUUCAAAUCCAUUUGAGAUUGUAUGGAAAUCAUUCAGCCUCGUAUUUUUUGCUGAAUGGGGAGAUCGCUCUAUGCUUGCGACUAUUGCACUAGGGGCUGCUCAGUCUCCUUGGGGUGUGGCAAGUGGAGCAAUUGCUGGACACCUGCUCGCCACAAGUAUUGCCAUUCUUGGAGGAGCAUUCCUUGCUAACUACAUUUCUGAAAAACUGGUUGGCUACUUGGGUGGAGGGCUGUUUUUAAUUUUUGCUGGGGCCACCUUUUUGGGGGUUUUCUGA
Sphenostylis stenocarpa is the source of this 1176-nucleotide messenger RNA. The record is from the annotation of a GenBank genome assembly. Lineage: Eukaryota; Viridiplantae; Streptophyta; Magnoliopsida; Fabales; Fabaceae.